This is a messenger RNA of Cooperia oncophora, 288 nucleotides long. The record is from the annotation of a GenBank genome assembly. Lineage: Eukaryota; Metazoa; Nematoda; Chromadorea; Rhabditida; Trichostrongylidae.
AUGAUGUCGCCCCUGCAACAUGGCAAAUCGCCGCCCCCGUCACUGGACAAAGCGGUAUUUACCAAAAUUGAUGAACCAACUGAUAUAAAGCCAAGUUGCUCGAAACCUGUGGUGGGAAAACUACAAAUGCUCAGUCAUCCUGUGGCUGUGCGACCGUUAACGUCAACCUGCCAUGUAUGUGCUGCAGAGGGUGCGACAUUGCAUUACGGAGGAGUAGUGUGCGGGGAGAAGAUCAAAGUGCAGAUCGUGUCGAUUUCAGCGAUGUCUGAAAGCGCGAAUGUGUCCUGA